AUGGAUGGAGGAUUAAGUUCUGAAAAACUGAUUAAGAUAAUCGCAGCGAGCGUGGGUGGGUUCGUGGUGGUCAUAAUUUGCUCGUUUUUGCUGUGGAUGGUGUGCUGGAGGAGUCUUGGCGGGGAGGUGAGGAGGAGCAAAGGUGUGAGUGAAGAUUUGAACCCAUGGGGACCCGCAGGAACCGGCCGGUUUCAAAAGGGCCGGGUUAGCAAUGCAAUGAUUCGUUACUUGAAUGCACUGGACAAUUUGGGAAUGACAAUUUUGGAGAUGUUAGCUCAUGGACUGGGCCUUCCAGACAACUUUUUCACAAAGAACUUUGAGGAAAAAGAGGCUACUAUGAUCAGGGUCAACAGAUAUCCUCCUUGUCCCCUCCCUGAAAAAUGUCUUGGGCUUGGGAGCCAUUCAGACCCACAUACCUUAACCAUAUUGUUACAAGAUGAUGUUGGUGGCCUGCAAGUUCUUACAAGUGACAACAAAUGGAUUGGUAUCCGUCCUGUUCAAAAUUCUUUCAUCAUCAACAUCGGUGACACCCUUGAAGCUUGGACUAAUGGGAAGCUGAGGAGUGUAGUGCAUAGAGCAGUGCUUAACAAGGAGAAGAAUAGGCUAUCAGCAGCAUAUUUCAUGAGCCCCCGUAAUUCUGCCCUCAUUGACUGCCCUCUUGUGCUCAUGGAUGCAAAAACCAACCCUAGAAAAUAUGUGCCCUUUACUUGGGGUAAUUUCCGAAAGCAACUUUUGGUUCAAAAGAGGGUUGUUGGUAACUGCACUAGAAAGAUACCUAAUAUCCAAAUGAAGAUUAUAGUUUGAAACCUGGGAGGACCAAAAGUUUAGACUUAAUAUAUAUUAGACGUCUAAUACAGGUUUAGUCUAUCUGUAUUAGUAGUUUGGCUUCUAUUAAAAAUGGUGUUCGCACUGUAAUCUACAAAUAUGACGCAAUUUCUUGUAC
This is a messenger RNA of Malus domestica (apple), 943 nucleotides long. The record is from RefSeq and is a predicted model, not a curated record. NCBI's taxonomy places the organism in Eukaryota, Viridiplantae, Streptophyta, Magnoliopsida, Rosales, Rosaceae.